CAUUAUAGCUCAAUGAACUCAUCCACAAUGAACACAACGCAGCUGUGAUCAGAACUUCAAAACUUGAAGAGAGAAUUCACUGAGAAAACAUGUCAUCGUGUUCUAUAGAUGAAUUAGAAGCUCCUUGUAUUGAGAUCAAGACAUGGGUGAAAAAGAAACGGGCAGUUCUUCCAGCAUCCUCAACUCCCACCCAUUCUCUGUACCUCUCUAAUCUGGAUGACAUGAUAGGAACGCGCUUUCUCACACCCACCAUUUAUUUUUACAGUAGAAAAGAUCCUCUUCCUCAUGGUGGGCUGGGUGCAGGGAAAGUGAUGAGGAGGGCUCUUUCUCAGGUACUGGUGCCCUAUUAUCCUCUUGCUGGAAGGCUCAGAGAUGUUGGAGGAGGAAAACUAGAGGUGGCUUGUACGGCAGCAGGAGCUUUCUUUGUGGAGGCCACUACUGAUUUGGCUUUGGAGGAUUUGGGAUCUCUUGCCAUGCCCAAUCCGUCCUGGAAGCCCUUUGUUUACUGCUUUCCUGGGGAGGAACAUCUCACCAUUCUCGACCUGCCUCUCCUCAUUGCUCAGGUGACCUAUUUUAAGUGUGGAGGAUUUGCAUUGGGAUUGAGAAUUUGUCAUUGUAUAUGUGAUGGCAUGGGAGCAAUGCAAUUUAUGAAUGCAUGGGCAGAGAUGGUUAGGGGAGCAACAUUUAUUUCAAUCAAUCCUUGUUGGGAAAGAGAGAAAUUGAAGCCUAGAUCUCCUCCUCUUACUCAAUUCAAACAUAUGGAAUUUGAGAACAUUGAGGAUAAUUCUAACUUGAUAGCCCUCAUAUCAAAACCACAAUUGGUUCAAAAGGGAUUUUGCUUCAACCAUAAAUUUCAAGCAUCUUUGAAGGAGCAGGUAUUUGUGGAGUCAGGGAUGAGAUGCACUACCUUUGAAGUGAUGGCUGCACAUGUGUGGAGAUCAUGGGUAAGAGCUCUUCAGAUCACUCCUAGAGAUCAAGAGAUGAGGCUUACUUUUGCAACUAAUGGGCGAUCUGUGCUUAAAUCACCCAUUAAAGAAGGAUUUUAUGGCAACUUUAUAGGUGUAGCAUGUGCCAUGAGCACAAUUAAUGAAUUGACCACUAAACCAUUAUCUGAAAUUGUUCAUCUUGUCCAAAUGGCAAGGAAAUCUAUCUCAGAGGAGUACAUAAGGUCUACAAUAGAUUAUUUAGAGGUCAAAAAGCCCACUAAGCUUGAGUUCUCCGGAAAGCUAGGAAUUACUCAUUGGACUCGAUUUUCUUUGUAUGAGACUGAUUUUGGAUGGGGAAUUCCUAUAUAUGCAGGGCCUAUUGAUCUAUCUCCUUUUCCACAAUUAUGUUUAUUUCUACCACAUCAUAAAGAGAGUGGAUCCAUCAUUGUAUGCAUAUGCUUACCUCUCUCUUCAAUCUCUAGCUUUAAAUUUUUUCUCAUGAAAAAAGAUUAAGUCUAGACUCAUGUAUUGACUUGUCUUUCAACUUUUUUUCAAAGAGAUAGAUGUGUUAUUACAUCAUAUCAUUUUCUAUAAUAUUUGGGUUGCAAUACAUUAUUAUCCGUGUAAUUCAUAAUGA
Messenger RNA from Cryptomeria japonica (Japanese cedar), 1563 nucleotides. RefSeq names its product omega-hydroxypalmitate O-feruloyl transferase. Gene Ontology annotation, molecular function: acyltransferase activity, transferring groups other than amino-acyl groups. The transcript is spliced from 2 exons. The record is from RefSeq and is a predicted model, not a curated record. Bases 90 to 1439 code for a protein of 449 amino acids. Lineage: Eukaryota; Viridiplantae; Streptophyta; Pinopsida; Cupressales; Cupressaceae.